Molecule: messenger RNA, 654 nt
Organism: Closterium sp. Naga37s-1
Lineage: Eukaryota; Viridiplantae; Streptophyta; Zygnematophyceae; Desmidiales; Closteriaceae
Source: the annotation of a GenBank genome assembly
AUGAUCCACAUGGCCUUCUGCUCGGCUCUCGCCUUCCUAUUGGUCAAGGUCUUCCGAGUGGUGGAACCCAUCGCUCUCUCUACAGAGAUGUACCUCACAUCUGUGCUCCCCAUCGGCGCGCUCUACUCGCUCAGCCUCUGGUUCUCCAACUCGGCUUACAUCUACCUCUCCGUCUCCUUCAUCCAGAUGCUCAAGGCCCUCAUGCCAGUGGCCGUCUACCUCCUCGGAGUCCUCUUCACGCGAGAGGUUUUCAAAACCUCUGCCUUUGCCAACAUGGUAGCCAUCACAGUGGGGGUGGCGGUGGCGGCGUAUGGGGAGGCAAAUUUCAACCUUACCGGGGUGCUGCUGCAGCUCGCUGCCGUGUGCUUCGAGGCCUUAAGGCUGGUGCUCAUACAGAUCCUCCUCACAGCCAAGGGCGUCUCUCUCAACCCCAUCACAUCCCUCUACUACAUCUCCCCCGUCUGCCUCCUCUUCCUCUCCAUCCCCUGGAUUCUCGUCGAGUACCCCCGCCUCGCUCCCUCGCUCACCAUCCCCGCUCAACCUGCGCUCGUCCUGUUCCUCGCCAACUGCGCGUGUGCUUUCUCACUCAACCUCGCUGUGUUUCUGCUCAUUGGGAAGACUUCAGCUCUCACUAUGAACGUGGCAGGUAUGUAA